GAAAAAGAAACACAAUUAUAUUCUCUCCACCAUGAAAAUUCCUCAGCUUCGGUUGUUUUUUCUUCUUUUUAUUUGUUCAAACUCCAUCGCCAAAAAAUCUCUUAAGCGUUACAGUCUUCUUCUUCCAGUGUUCAAAGAUGAAAUUACAGGACAAUAUAUAACUCAAAUGUACCAAAGAACCCCUAUUGUCCCUGUCAAUUUAACCGUUGACCUCGGCGGACGAUUUCUAUGGAUGGAUUGUGAUAAUGGUUACAUUAGUUCAUCUUACAAACAUGUUCCAUGUGGUUCAAGACCAUGCAAACUGUCAGGUUCACAAGGGUGUUAUGGAGCUAGUUGUCCUGUUCCUCCUAGGCCAGGGUGCAACAACCACACAUGUGCACACAUUCCAUAUAACCCUAUAUACAGAACUAGCACUGAUGGUGAACUUGCUGAAGAUGUUAUUGCUUUAUGGUCCACUAAUUAUAAUGGAUCCAUAAUGGGCCAUCUUUUAGCAUCACCUAGUGGGGUGAUGUUUAGUUGUUCUGAUGAUCUUAUGUUACACAAAUUAGCUUAUGGGGUUAAGGGCAUGGCUGGACUUGGAAGUGGUUACACUGGGCUUCCUUCACAAAUAGCUAGAGCUUUUUAUUUACCUCGAAAAUUUGCCAUUUGUUUGAGUGCUGAUACUAUAUCAAAUGGUGUAAUUUUAUUUGGUGAAGGACGACAAUCUGCUUAUGCAUCUAAUGAGGUACAAAGUUACACUCCUCUGCUUAAAAAUCCUGUUAGUACUGCAGGGGCGUAUUAUCCUGGUGAGCCAUCAGUUGAAUAUUUUAUUGGAGUGGAGAAAAUCUUAGUCAAUGGGAAAAUUGUACCGAUUGAUAGUAAGUUACUAGCUAUUAACAAGACUACUGGAGUUGGAGGAACAAAGAUUAGCACUGUUGUUCCUUAUGGUACAAUGGAGACAUCAAUCUACAAGGCGUUUAAGCACGAGUUUCUCAAAGCUAUUGAUGAAGAUCCAAUAGCAGAACCUAUUAGGCCAUUUGAGUUGUGCUUUAACAUGUCGAAUUUGGGGACUUCAACUGGCCUAAUAAUUCCUCAAGUUAGUCUUGUUUUGCAAGGGGAUCGAAAUAAUACCAAUUGGGAUCUUUCGAUGGACAAUUUGAUGGCGUCUCCUGUUGCUAGUAGCGGUUUGUUGUGUCUCGGAUUUUUGGAUGGUGGUGAAAAUUCUCAAACAUCCAUUGUUCUUGGAGGCUUACAAAUUGAAGAGAACCUGUUGGAAUUUGAUCUUGUGAAGAAAAGAAUGGGAUUUUACAAAAAUCCAAUGCUUAAGAGGUGUAAUUUCCUUAGCUAAAAUUGUUGUGAUAUUAGAAGACAUUAUGCGAAGGCCAGAGUGAUGAAAAGUAUGUUCACUUGUGUUUCUCAAAAUUUAAGUUAAUGCAUUAUCUUAUGUUAGACCAA
Messenger RNA from Capsicum annuum, 1434 nucleotides. RefSeq names its product probable aspartic proteinase GIP2. Gene Ontology annotation, molecular function: aspartic-type endopeptidase activity. Gene Ontology annotation, biological process: proteolysis. The coding region runs from base 32 to 1327 and encodes 431 amino acids. The transcript has a single exon. Lineage: Eukaryota; Viridiplantae; Streptophyta; Magnoliopsida; Solanales; Solanaceae. The record is from RefSeq and is a predicted model, not a curated record.